CAUUUUGACAUGUUAUUACAUAAUGCGUUGUUACUAGCCUUCCCAGCUGUUUGCGCUCUUUAACCCAUGUCUGCAUCUCUGGAAACAGCACAUUGACACACUGCUCGAGGACCAUCGCCUCCAUCAUGUCCUUGGGAAUGAAUGGCACAGAUGUUGUUGGACAAGGCAGUACCCCUUGGUCCCCUUUCCCUCACUGCUCACUCAGCAUGAGGUCUGAAACUUGUUUUCUGAUCAUUGUGUCCCCCCAACCCCCCAACUUGUCCCUCCGCGGGAGACAAAAAGGGACCCAAAGAGGAGGGAGAUGGAGAUGGGGACACCAAGAGCAGCCCAAUUAAAGAGGGAGGGAAGAGGAGCGCACAGCCAUGUUGGAGGAAUAUGAAGAAAACAGACGGGGGACAGCUACCCUGGUGAAUGUUUGGGGGGCGCCACAGUUGUUGAGGGUCUGAGUAUGGAUGGUCCAGGGGAGCUGCAGUAGGGAUUUGGGGUCCGGACUGAAGAUGCGGGUCGGUGCGUGGCUUCUCUGGGUGUCCUGGUUCUACAUCUGGGCAGAGAACUCACAGAGGUGCAGGUGCCAAGACGCGUGUCCAACAGAGACCGGAUCGAACGGGAGGUCAAAGACCCGGGUCAGGGAGCACGAUGGUGUCGGACGCCGGCACACGCCUCACAGGAACAGGCCACAGCACAAAAAAGGUUCCAGAGUCCAUGCGCAGGAGACGCCGCCCCGCAUUGUCCACCAGCCCGCUGACGUGGUGGUGAAAGUCGGACACCCCGCCACGCUCUCCUGCCGGGCGGAGGGCAGCCCCGAGCCAAGCAUCGAGUGGCUGCGGAACGGCCAGGCGGUGACAGCAGACGAACGGUUGCAGCCCUUGGUCUUGUCGGAGGGGAGCCUCUUCUUCCUGAGCGUGGGAGAGGGCAGGCGAGGCCAGUCGCACGAGGGCGUCUACACCUGCGUGGCCCGGAGCAGUGCAGGAGAGGCCAGCAGCCGCAAUGCAUCGCUGUACAUCGCAGUGUUGCGGGAGGAGUUCCGUGUGCAGCCCGGUGAUGUGGAGGUGGCAGAGGGGGAGGUGGCUGUCUUAAGCUGCGUCCCCCCAGUGGGACGCCCUGAACCUAAUGUGGUCUGGAAGAGGGACGGCUUGCCCAUCAGCUACGUCGAUCAUCACUACACCGUGCUGAGUGGGAAGCUUAUCAUCGCUCCUGCUGAGAGGAAACACUCGGGAGCGUAUGUGUGUGAGGCCAGCAACACUGCGGGGGUGAGGCAGAGCAGGGCGGCUCGGCUGUCUGUGCUGGCCAAGCCUGUGUUGGUGCUGAAGCCGGAAAACGUGUCUGUGAGAGUGGGGGAGUCUGCCCAGUUCUACUGCCAAGCUAAAGGUGACCCCCCCCCUGCUGUGGUCUGGAGCAGUGAGCAGGGGCCGCUGCCCAACGGCAGGUAUCUCGUAAACCCAGACCAGACUCUCCAGAUCCACUAUGUGACAGCCCAGGAUGCUGGGAAGUACACCUGCUCUGCUGUCAACGAUGUAGGCGUGGUCACCGCCAGCGCACAGCUGCUAGUUGAGGAGGCUAUCAGCACCACACAGAGAGACCUCCACAAAGAGCUGUCAGCGCUGCGAGUUGCUCUGGAAAAUGUCACAAUCAUGGCCCCCGGGUCGAAUAUCUCACAAGUACAAUGGAAGCUCCAGUCGCUGCCCGCCCAGCCUCAUUACCUGGAUGGCUUCGAGGUUCUCUAUCGCGCUCUGCUCCCUGCCAGCUCAGACUGGGCCGCAAAGAAGGUGACUCUGCCCAACUUCCAGGUCCCAGUGGGCCCCUUAAAGAGAGGCUACAAGUACGAGUUCAAAGUCCGUCCCUACGGCAGCAACUUGUAUGGGAGGGAGAGCAACACUCGACACCUCAGAGUCCCUGAGACAGUGCCCAGUGCCUCUCCACUGGCUGUGUCCAUAACAGUGAGCCGGGAGCAGAAUAACACCGUCCAUUUGAGCUGGGAGCCUCCUCCUCAUGAGACCCACAACGGUAUCAUACAGGGUUACCAGGUGUGGUGUGUGGAGUCUGAGGAGCAGCAGUACCAAAACUGGACAGUGGAUGGUGGCCAACACAACCUUGAUAUAUCUGCUCUGAGUCCCGGGCAACGGUACUGGAUCACCAUAGCAGCUGUCAACGGCGCUGGAGUAGGAGUGCUGAGUGACCCUCAUGGAUUUGUCAUUGACCUACAAAAAGGCGGUCCCCCCGGGUCAGACAGCCAGAUGCGGGAUCUGUCCUGGGUCCUAGCCCUGCUGCAGGACCCGGUGUUGAUCGGCAGCGUCGGUGCCAUCCUGUGGUGCCUUCUGAUGGUCGCAGCCGUGUACCUCUUCAGGCGCCACGGCAGGACAGGCCAGCUGAUACCAGGACACGGCAGGGCUAAAGGUUUGCAAAGACCAGCCAGUGAAGAUCUUAUCAUAAAACACAGGAUGGCAGGUCCAGACUCUCCGUGGGCCUCUGGAGCCUGGAGACCCUCCUUCAACCACAAGUACCAGGACUUAUGGGCCCAAGGCCAGAAACACCCAGGGAUCAGGGGCGCCAGCCUCCCUGUGUCCUGGAAGGAUCCCAGCUGUGUGGACGCCGCUGUCCCCAUUGUGACCGACAGCUGCGGCGUUUACGGGACAUUUUACGUGGACCUGAUGGGCAGCGGCCUCAAGACCUUCAACAGUCCCGGGCGGCGCCCGAAAAUGCCUCAUGGUCUGGCCCACCAGCAAGGAGCUGAGACCAUCCAGAUAUUCCCUCAGCCCGUCGCAAAGACCUCGCCCCUCGGUGGCCGGGCGGCGUUACCAUGGAAACAGGCCAUACGUCCCCAGCCCAAGAUGGGCGUGCUGAGGGAGUCAUGGGAAAAAAACUACAGCAAGCAAGAGUUGCACGCAGUGAACAGCGUCCCCAUAUUGCCGACCUGGAAGCAGGCUUUACCCUCCAGCGUCUACAAACAGAGACUCAGUCACAUACCGUCGGGCCGGCACGGUGGAUACCCAGAGUGUGACAAAGUCGCUGGCUGCCCUCGCCUGCUGCAUUACUCUGCAUCUUUACACCUAGUGGACAUGCUCCCCCCCCCUCCACCAGUGCCCAUAGACGACACCAUGGAGUCACACAGCCUCACCUCAGAUGAAGGCUCCAGUCGUUCUACAAAGCUAACAGUGGACAUGGGCUCCCUCCAGUCAGUGUGUGCUGCGUCAAAUCACCACGGGAAACCGGGACCCAAAACCACCACCAGCACCAGCACCAGCACCAGCACCAGCACCAGCUUUCCCUCCUACAGCCACCCGCCUGCUACAUCCUAUCCCAUGUCAGUGGUCGAGGAGCAGGGCACGCUGACAGCGCAGGAAGCCAACCAGUACCUGGAGCUGUGCCCCAGACCGGAGAGAUGCAGCAGUGCCCUGCCUCAGCAGCAUCCCUCCCUGCCCCCCCCUUUCCUCCCGCCAGUGGGCUACAUCCGUCGGCCGGGCUGCUCCACUCAGCUGGGGGACGACCCCGCCCUCGAGGAGCCUGAGGCCCCACCGAUUGGCCCGCCGCGUGCCCGCCUGCAGAGCACGCCCUCCUCCUGCUACAGCGAGUGGGACAGCUCCCUGUGGAACACCUGGAGCUCGGUGACGGACAGCAACGUGGCCAGCGCGCGCUCCAGCCUCAUCAGCUCGGUGGACAGCUGCUACACCAGCGACAGCGCGCACUUUGCCCGCCUGCUGGCCGAGAGCAUGAGCGGAGCCUCUCUGUCAGACUUCUCGCCCCCCGCGUCGCCCCUCAGCGGCGUGUGCCCGGGAGGCGACUCGCUCCGCGGGCUGGACCCCGUUCCGGCGUGGGACUGGAGCGCGGCCUGGGCGGAGGAAAUGGAGGCGCAGUACAGGGCGCGCUAUCCCGGAAGAAACAGCAAACCCUUUGAGAGUUAGGGACAGAACUCCACAGCAGCGUCACAACUGCACAGACAAGAUGAAGGGACUGACACGAUGCUGCAACCUGAAUUUUUAUCAUAAUUUUCAGGGCUCAAUAAUAGACACAAAUCUGGAUUUUUCAAUAUAAUUGGAGCCAACUCCUUGAUGUUGGAGACACCUCUGCUAGACGAUGCUGUUGUUUGUUUGUCACUAGUUACCCGGUGUACCUCAGGGCAGUCCGGCUACUAUUUAGCGUCCUUAAAAAUGACUUCCGCUGAGUUUCUGAAGUUUUCUCUUCCUCUCUUUUAUCCUUUUACCACUCAUUAGAGGAUAGGUCCAUGAGAUACUUCCCUCGGGAUGUUCUCACCCGGUGUGUUUCAAAAAAAAAGCAAGAAAGGCACAAUGACAGGAUGCGAGACAGUGAGAAAACUCAUUAGGCAGAAGAAAAACACUGGAGUUGUUUUCUUAUUUCCAUGUUCGGGGGAUUUUGUACAGACUGUUUUAAUGAUCGAGUGUAUAUAUAUUCAGCAUAUUCAAGAGAUGUUAUUUAAAAAAGAAAUGUGAAACACAUUCCAAAUCGUCUUCCUCCAGUUGUUUUGCUGAUUUCUUACAUUCUGAGGUUUCUUUGCUAUGUUAAGAUGUGUUAUCUCUUUUUUACUCUAUACCCUCUGUUCAUUUUUUUUUUUAUUAUUGUUACACAAAGUUUGCAUCAGACAAAACAUUCUGUAAGUAGAAAGUUAUUUUGUUAACAAUUAAUUGAACUAACUCGAGGUUCUACCUUUAAAUAUCUUGAAUUUUAAGAAGCUUUCAACAAGUAUUGUGAGAGUUUAAGUGCCUAGUCGUACUAAUGGUAGUAGGAUCAAGGUUUUGCAUUUUAUAAGAGUGUGCAUUGUAUUUUGUUCACAUUGCAGAUGUGUUUUAUAGUUUUGAAUAAAAAUCGUUUAAUCUAUAGGACUUUACAUGUGGAAUGUGUCCCAGCUGAGCGGUGCAAUAAAAGCUCAUGUUGCAUUUUGUACGCAACAAUAUUUGA
This is a messenger RNA of Etheostoma spectabile (orangethroat darter), 4911 nucleotides long. It is a transcript of the gene robo4, whose product is annotated as roundabout, axon guidance receptor, homolog 4 (Drosophila). Gene Ontology annotation, biological process: cell-cell adhesion. Bases 453 to 3899 code for a protein of 1148 amino acids. The record is from RefSeq and is a predicted model, not a curated record. Gene Ontology annotation, molecular function: protein binding. The transcript is spliced from 20 exons. NCBI's taxonomy places the organism in Eukaryota, Metazoa, Chordata, Actinopteri, Perciformes, Percidae.